UUGUGUUUUCCUUUUUAUAAUAAAAAAUUAUCCUGGCUACUAGUACUAGGUAGCUGCAAAACACUCGAAUUCUGCAGUAGUUUCUCCGGAGAAGAAGAAGAUGAAGCAACCGGCGACACCGAACACGGCGGAGGAAAGUAAAGCAGAGCAAAAGCAGAAAUCCAAAAAAUUCCCAACUCCGACGGAGCUAAUCUCUCACUACCAGAAACGAGGGCUAGAACCAGCAGAAGCUUCGGUUAAGGUCAUCGAAGACCUACAAAACGCGCUCGUCCGAGUCGUUUCGUCUUCCAGAAACCAAUCGAGUAAGGAUAAGCUUGUAACCGACGCCAGAAAAAUCGACGCCAUUACCGGGAGGCUCGCCGUCGUCGACGCAAAGCUAGAGACGAAACCUGGAUACGUUGAGACUUUCGUCUUGGGGUUAGCUUCUGGUGCUGCACUUAACGGAGUUAACGCCGUCUGGCCUCACGUCACCAGAGGCAUUGCCCAAAUUUGGUCCGCCGUUAAGAGCGGGACUGAUCCGUCAGCUGCCCCUUGAAAUGUUCGAAAGAGAUGUUCUCCAUUCUCCAAUGAUUUUGGUUUCUUUGUUCUUCUUCCGGUGUUUGUUGUAGUAGCGAAAUUUGAGUUCUCAGCCACUUCUAAUUUUUGUAUUUGUUGGAACAAAAUCAUCUCGUUAUUACAUUAUCCCA
This is a messenger RNA of Capsella rubella, 686 nucleotides long. RefSeq lists its product as uncharacterized. The transcript has a single exon. The coding region runs from base 101 to 535 and encodes 144 amino acids. The record is from RefSeq and is a predicted model, not a curated record. Lineage: Eukaryota; Viridiplantae; Streptophyta; Magnoliopsida; Brassicales; Brassicaceae.